Molecule: messenger RNA, 1125 nt
Organism: Carassius auratus (goldfish)
Lineage: Eukaryota; Metazoa; Chordata; Actinopteri; Cypriniformes; Cyprinidae
Product: prolactin-like
Exons: 5
Coding region: 16-717 (233 amino acids)
Biological process (GO): positive regulation of receptor signaling pathway via JAK-STAT; positive regulation of cell population proliferation; response to nutrient levels
Cellular component (GO): extracellular region
Molecular function (GO): hormone activity
Source: RefSeq, a predicted model, not a curated record
UAUAAUGGGAAGAAAAUGACAGAGAGCUCAAGAGAGGAAAUCAGACUGCAAAGAUUCAACCAAGACCUGUUAAAACCAGUUAAAAUGACUCAAGGAUCUAGACUGUACUUUGCAGUGGCUGUUCUGAUGUGUGGGUUUGUCUCCAUCAACGGUGUCGGUCUGAAUGAUUUACUGGAGCGAGCCUCUCAACUCUCAGACAAACUUCACUCUCUCAGCACCUCUCUCACUAAUGACCUGGAUUCUCACUUUCCUCCGGUUGGAAGGGUAAUGAUGCCCCGUCCGUCGAUGUGCCACACAUCCUCUCUUCAGAUUCCCAAUGACAAAGACCAAGCCCUGAAAGUCCCGGAGGAUGAGCUGCUGUCUCUGGCUCGGUCUCUGCUGCUGGCGUGGUCCGAUCCCCUCGCCCUUCUCUCCUCUGAGGCGUCCAGCCUGGCACAUCCAGAACGCAACACCAUUGACAGCAAGACCAAAGAGCUGCAGGACAACAUCAACAGCCUGGGAGCAGGUCUGGAGCACGUCUUUAACAAGAUGGACUCAACUUCAGACAACCUGUCCUCUCUCCCUUUUGACAUCAACAGCCUCGGCCAGGAUAAAACCUCCCGACUUGUCAAUUUCCAUUUCCUGCUGUCCUGUUUCCGCAGGGACUCUCACAAAAUUGACAGUUUCCUAAAAGUUCUCCGCUGCCGGGCAGCCAAGAAGAGACCCGAGAUGUGUUAGAGAGGAAAUGCUGUGCUCUGCUUCUCUCAGUGUUUAUGUGAAGUUAAAAUGGCAGAGCAGUGAGUGAUCUGAAAAAUCACAACAAUUCAUGCCCUUUAUUUUUUGUUUCUAAGGUGUAGAUUUUUGACUCACUUUCUUAUAUGCUUACAUUGAAUUUGACUAAUACAAAGAUAAAAAAUAAAUAAUUACACAAAAAGGCAUUUGAAUGGAAUAAAUUAUACAUUUGUAUGAAGAACACAUGCCCAAAAUGUAUUUGAAUGUUUGACAAGCUUGACAACAUUUGUAUGUUAUGGAAACUAAUUUUUUUUAUUAAGGAAAUUAUGUUGUAUCUUUAACCACAUUUAACAUACUUUUCUGUAAUGCAAUAUUUAAAGCCCUGCAGCAAUAUAAAAACAUUUCUUUCAAGCA